This is a messenger RNA of Sinocyclocheilus anshuiensis, 1724 nucleotides long. RefSeq names its product dehydrogenase/reductase SDR family member 12-like. The coding region runs from base 1 to 963 and encodes 320 amino acids. Lineage: Eukaryota; Metazoa; Chordata; Actinopteri; Cypriniformes; Cyprinidae. The record is from RefSeq and is a predicted model, not a curated record. The transcript has 10 exons.
AUGUCUCUGUACCGGAACUCAGCAUGGUUCCUCAAAGGACUCACCGAAUUCACCAAGGGGGCAUUUCUGUCAGCGUCUAAAAACUUUGUUGAGAAGGACCUGGAGACGUCAGUGGCGGGCCGAUCCUUCCUGAUCACUGGAGCUAACAGUGGGAUCGGGAAAGCCACUGCCAUGGCCAUCGCCAAGAAAGGUGGUACGAUCCACAUGGUCUGCAGGAACAAGGACAAGGCGGAAGAAGCCAGAACGGAGAUCGUCAAGGACUCUGGAAACAAAGAGAUCUUCGUGCAUAUUUUGGAUCUGUCCGAAACCAAGAAGGUGUGGGAGUUUGCAGAGUCUUUCAAGAAAAAGUACAAAGCCCUCAAUGUCCUGAUCAAUAACGCCGGCUGUAUGAUGACUAAGAGGGAGGUGAAUGGUGAGGGUUUGGAGAAAAGCUUUGCAAGUAACUCUCUGGCCAUGUACAUCCUCAUCAAGAGCCUCAUUCCUCUGCUGGAGAAGAGCCCUGACUCCAGAGUGAUCACAGUAUCAUCCGGUGGGAUGCUGGUGCAGAAACUGCGAACGGGAAACCUGCAGUCUCAGAGGGGCAGAUAUGACGGCACUAUGGUGUACGCACAGAACAAGAGGCAGCAGGUGGUGAUGACGGAGCAGUUUGCUAAAGUUCACCCCAACAUCCACUUCUCUGUGAUGCACCCCGGAUGGGUCGACACGCCAACCAUUGCAAACGCGAUGCCUGAUUUCCACAGCUCUAUGAAGGAGCGUUUGCGGACACCGGAGCAAGGGGCCGAUACAGUCGUGUGGCUCGCUGUGUCCGAGGCGGCUGGCAAGAAUCCCAGUGGGCAUUUUUUUCAGGAUCGGCAGAUGGUGUCGGCUCAUCUUCCCUUGGCCUGGACGCACAGUUCACAGCUGGAAGAUCAGAAAUUCAUGAGCGUCAUGGAGGAUCUGGCCAAAAGCUUCCAGCCUCAUUAAAGAAACUUGCAUGAAAACACAAAUGUAUCAUAAAUAGAUGUCAAACACUAAUACACAACAUAUUAGUAUACAUUAGUCUCACCCGUAAAAGCCGUGUGAAUGUACUUACAGUAUCUCACAACAAACUUUUAGCUGUAGAUUAAAUGUCCUCCAGAACUCAGAAAGUUUGAACGACUGUUAUGCUCAAUAAAUGCUUGAAUAUGUUUAAGUCUUUUACCACCACGACUACUUCCUGUCUCUUCCUGUUCUACUUCCAUGUACAUUUCAGAUCUCUCCUCUCAUUGGUCACAUCAAACGCAGGAAUUGUUCUUUUCCGACAGCUCGUUCUGACACCAUGUGAUCAAUCUCAGCCAAUCACAGUGAGUUCUCAUUCUCACUGUGUCGGUGACUCCAACGAAUCAGGUCAAUCAGGUGGGAACCCGUUCUGACCGGAGUCACCCCAGCUGUCAAUCACUCACUCACAGCCAAUCACCUGAUGCAGCACAGGAAACUGCCUGAAAAGGACAUUGCCUGCUUUUGGAGGCCUGUGAUUGGAUGUUGCUUUGGUUUGAUAGUGUCACCUGACGUUCCAGAGAAUGAGGAAGUGAUGUGUAGUGUUUGUUUGUUUGUUUUUUUAAAUCAGUAUUUGCUCUGACAAUAACACUUGAUUACAUUUCUACAUCUAUAGACUGGGCUAUUAAUUAUUAAUUAUGACUGUACUUUGACAGUUUUGUCAAACAUUAAUAAAUGUCUUUGAAGGUGUGUUGGUGUAUGUCAGGGUU